Phalaenopsis equestris is the source of this 1020-nucleotide messenger RNA. Its product is annotated as zingipain-2-like. Gene Ontology annotation, molecular function: cysteine-type endopeptidase activity. The record is from RefSeq and is a predicted model, not a curated record. NCBI's taxonomy places the organism in Eukaryota, Viridiplantae, Streptophyta, Magnoliopsida, Asparagales, Orchidaceae. Bases 1 to 1020 code for a protein of 339 amino acids. The transcript is spliced from 3 exons. Gene Ontology annotation, cellular component: lysosome.
AUGAUUAGUUCACAUUUAAAUCUCAUCAUGAGCAUGGCUUACAUUAUUUUUAUUGUAUAUCUUGCCAACUCUCGCACGAUCGAUCUUACAAUGGAAGCUCGAUACGAACAGUGGAUCACUCAGCACAAACGCGUCUACAGAAGCGCCGCCGAGAAGGCGCGCCGGUUCAGUAUCUUCAAGGCCAACGUUGAGUACAUUGAGUCAGCGAAUGCCAAGCCGGACCGCAAGUACAGGCUUGCAGUGAACCGGUUCGCGGAUCUCACCAACGAAGAGUUUGGUUCUACACUAAAUGCCUACCUUGAGCGGUCGCUUAGGAGAAACUAUGAAACUUUUCGUUAUGGCAACGUGACGGAUGUCCCGGAUGAAAUGGACUGGAGGAGGCUAGAUGCUGUCACGCCCAUCAAAUCUCAGGAAUCUUGUGGUUCCUGUUGGGCAUUUUCAGCCGUAGCAGCCACGGAGGGAAUCAACAAAAUCAAAACCGGCAACCUGAUUUCUCUCUCAGAACAGGAGCUGAUUGACUGCGAUGUUAACGGGCGUGAUCAUGGAUGCAGAGGAGGCACGACAAAUGGCGCCUUCUCAUUCAUCGUAAAAAAUGGUGGCAUCACAAUGGAUACUAACUAUCCCUAUGCAGCAGUUGACGGAACCUGUGACAAGGAGAAGGCUGCAACUUAUAACGCUGCAGCUACCAUUAGAGGCUACGAGUCUGUUCCAUCCAACAGUGAGUUGUCGCUGAUGAAAGCGGCGGCAAACCAACCCGUGUCAGUUUUGAUCGAUGCAAGUGGUAUGGAUUUCGCGUUUUACUCUGGAGGUGUAUUCAUGGGGGUUUGUGGGACCCACUUAAAUCACGCUGUGACGGUGGUAGGAUACGGGACGGAUUAUGAUGGAACCAGUUACUGGCUGGUGAAGAACUCAUGGGGGAAGCAUUGGGGAGAGGAGGGUUAUAUGAGGAUGCAAAGAAAUAUUGAGGCCAAGGAAGGUUUGUGUGGUAUUGCCAUGUUUCCCAUUUUUCCAAUAGCUUGA